This is a messenger RNA of Chanos chanos (milkfish), 3725 nucleotides long. It is a transcript of the gene rprd2a, whose product is annotated as regulation of nuclear pre-mRNA domain containing 2a. Gene Ontology annotation, molecular function: RNA polymerase II complex binding. The record is from RefSeq and is a predicted model, not a curated record. Gene Ontology annotation, biological process: mRNA 3'-end processing. Bases 1 to 3279 code for a protein of 1092 amino acids. Lineage: Eukaryota; Metazoa; Chordata; Actinopteri; Gonorynchiformes; Chanidae. The transcript is spliced from 10 exons.
AUGGCGGCUGGAAGUGAAGCAGUAAGUGGCCACGGUCGUGGCUCGUCUGCUACCCUAGAGUCGUCUUUGGACCGCCGUUUUCAAGGAGUUACCAAUACGAUGGAGUCAAUCCAAGGACUAUCAACCUGGUGCAUCGAGAAUAAGAAGUAUCAUAAUUUAAUAGUACGGCACUGGAUGAAAUGGUUAAGAAAAUCGGAUGCGUCUCAUAGGCUCAAUCUGCUCUACCUGGCCAAUGAUGUCAUUCAGAACUGCAAGAGGAGAAAUGCCAUAGUUUACAGGACCACCUUCGCAGAUGCGCUCCCAGAGGCUGUUCAGCUCGUCAGUAAGGUGAAGGACUCUAAGGUGCGUAAGUCAGUGGAGCGGAUCCUGUCCAUCUGGGAGGAGAGGAGUGUGUAUGCAGAGACUUUCAUCAGUCAGCUCAGGGAUGGCCUGGUGAUGGAGGCCCCACCAGCUCCUGUCAACCCGACGGCGGCUCUGAAAUCCAAGAUUGUAGCUGAGUUUGUGCCUUCUGGAUUUAUUGAGCGUCUGUCGAAGUACAGAAAGUCCAUGGAUGAGAUUGAGCUGAGAGAGAAGCAGUUGGCUGCUAUGAGAGUGGACGUCUGCAACAUGGAGGCACUGAAAAAACUAAAAGACAAAGCAGGUGGUAAGAAAUUCCUGAAAGACUUUGAGGACGGCAGUAGCAGACUCCAGGAGUUUGUGGUGUUUAUGGAGGGUCAGGUGAAACGGGGAAACCCUCUGAUGGAGGCCCUGGAGAACGCAGACAUCUUCUACGAGAUGCAGUACAAGGAGGUGAAGAUUAUUGCCAAAGCCUACCAGACCUUUGCAAACCGCGUUCAGCACCUCAAGCGUAAGCUGGACACACUGAAGGGCUCGCUUCCAAACCAGGGGGACUCGCCCAUCCCGUCGCCCUCCCUGGACGCCCCCUCUCCCACGGGCUCCGAGUCGCCCUUCCGCGGGCUGGGCCCCGUCGUUUCCCCAGACCCCGACCUGGACGGCCUGGCCAUGGAGGACGGAGAGGUCGGGAUCACGUUAAAUGACGCUCCCAGCCCGCUCUCGUCCGCAGGGGGCUCUCCGGGACACAGCCUCCGUGUGGGGGACACAGACAAUCGUGAUGUGGAGGACAUGGAGCUGUCAGACGCAGAUGAGUCUGAAGGGCCGGCCAUCAUAGUGGAGGCAGAGGUGGGACAGCCCGUCCUGGGUGCUUUAUCCAAUGCAGCCCCAGUACCUGCUGUUACUCAGUCACCUUUAACCAAUGAAGUCACACCAGCGAAACAGACUCCGCCCCCUGUUGUGACACAUAACCCAGCUGCGGCAUCUGUCCCCAUUAAUUUGGCCGGUGUGGAUCUGGGCAAGAUCAGCUCUAUUCUCAGCACCAUAACCAAUGCCAUGAAGAACUCGGGAGGUAACUCAGCAUCUCGUCCCUCUCAUGGUACCUCCACCACCCACUCAGCUCCCACCUCAGCUCUGACAACCCCAACACUACCAACCACAUCAGUAACCAAUCCGCUGGCCAGCGUGCUCUCCAAAGUGGACAUCAACCCCAGCACCCUGCUCAGUGCUCUGUCCAAAACCCAGGCCCAGGGCACCGGCCUGCAGGGACUGUCCAGUUUUCUGAAUAACCAGGCUGGGAAAACCUCAUUAACCUCUCCAGACUUAGAUAAAGUAAAUUCUCCAAACUCAGUCUCCACACACAUCCACCCUUCCACCAGGACCAAUCAAAUUUCAACUGUGCCAUCAAUGGGAAUGAAUGAAUUGACUCAGAUGACCCAGACCAGAGAGGUUCAGAGGGAGCCACAGACCGACGCAGAACCGGGGUUCUCCAGUUUGGAAUCUAAGAUUGACAGUUUUCUCUUGGACAAUCCGGCCCUUAAGGGUUAUAACAUGGGCUUUCCGUCCGUAUUAACCGGGUCACUGGGAAACAGUAACAGCCCUGCCCUUGGAAUGGAGAGUUUUGGAGGAACCCCCGUGAGAGAUGAAUCUGGGGCCACGCCCACGCAAGACGAAAUCUUAGAUACCUCUAAACCAGAGUCAUAUCCACAUAAAGAAAGACUGUCUCUGCAAAUAGGCCUUGCCUCUGCUGCACUGUCCAGUCAAGCUGCUUCAUCAGUCCAUCCAAUGUCCACGUCUUCCAAUGAUAAAAACUUGUGGGAACAGCCAACCAAUCGUGAGCCAAGCUUCAGCCCAAGGCUACAGAACGGUGGGGACUACCAUCAGAAACCUUUGACAGGGGGGCGAUUGCCCUCUUCUCUGGCCAUGGUGGAGGACAACGCUUAUCACCAGUUCUCCGAGCCCCUCAAGGCUGCAGAGAACGUAGGUGCGAUUGGUCAUGGUCCAAGGAUGGGCGAGGCAGGGGUCACGCCCGUACGGGCAGAGGGAAGAUGGUACGAAGAGACCUAUGGGAAUAAUCAAGAGAAAUCGGUCUUGGGCGGCGCCUAUGAUGACGACCCUCCUCUUCGCAGCUUCCUCACAGCCCCUCUACCCCCCAUUCCCAAACUGCCGCCCCCACCUCAAGGCUUCAUGUCUGGUCCCCACUCUGGCCCUGCGACCAGAGCCAGAGGUCCCACGGAGCCGCCUGAUCGGCACAGCGAAUUGAGUAACAUCGACAACGAUAGUCGCGCCAGGGCAAACCCCCUUUGUUACGAGGAUGGUUUGUCCCAUCCCUCCGCAGCCGACGAGCGCUUCCAGUCCACCAUGGCCAAUCUGGGGCCUCGUCACCGUGCCCCCGGACCACAUCACGCUGGUGUCUCCAACGAUCAACCCAGGACCUCCUUCCACCACUCCAACAUUGCCCAUCACUCUCCUGGCCCUCCUCCUCCUCCUCCUCCUCCUUCCCAUGGCUACCACAGCACCCAGAGCCCCCCGCAGUCUCUGCCGGAGAACCAGUACUUUGACCCUGUCAGUGAUUACCCACCUCGUAGCCCCUCUCCACCGUCGUACCUCCAGGGGCAGCCCCCAUCAGAACACUUACCCCCUCAUCACGCGAACCCCAGGCCUCUACGCCCUCAUCACCUGGAACACAGAGCUCCUUUCCAACCCGAGCACAGAACACACCCCUACCCAGAACACGGGCCUCCUCCUGCCUCACGCCCGUACCCCGGCCGCUACCCAACGCAGAGACCCCAUGCUCCGCGACGCCCUCCGCCGGCAUCGAACCAGUACCCCGGCGAACCGCCUUUCCAUGGCCCGAAACGUCCUGGACAGCCCUUUGGCCCACCCCCCAGAGGGAGAGGUGAUCCGUUUUACCCCCCAAAGAGACCCUUCCUGCCCCCACGCUACUAAUGCAUCUCCUUGGCAUGACCUCUGAACUCCCAACACCUCUGAAACCUCCUUUGUCCCUGUCUUCAGAGGAGCUGAGGGGUUUCGAGCGUUGGGAGUUCGUCUCUUGCUCGACAAUAGCACAAAGUGCUUUUGUGGCUUCGCAGUCAGAGCCAACAGAGACCGGACACACACACACACAAACACAGACACACACACACACACACACUGGCUUAGGUGGAACUCUAAGACGCUUCCACAGUCCACUGUCCUUGACAGAAGGGAUAGAUUUCAAAAGAAGAGACAUAAGAAUUUGGACGAACCCACUGGUACAGAAGAGGAUGAAGCAUAAUAUAAUGAUGCAUGGAUGGAUGGAUGGAUGGAUGGAGAGAAGUGAAAAUGUGUCUAGAGGGAGAAGAGGAACGGAGAGACUCAUUUUGAAAGUGAUGAAUUGAGAGGAAGAGAAAAGA